Gossypium raimondii (Peruvian cotton) is the source of this 1194-nucleotide messenger RNA. Its product is annotated as receptor-like serine/threonine-protein kinase At1g78530. The transcript has 5 exons. Bases 1 to 1053 code for a protein of 350 amino acids. The record is from RefSeq and is a predicted model, not a curated record. Gene Ontology annotation, molecular function: ATP binding; protein kinase activity. Lineage: Eukaryota; Viridiplantae; Streptophyta; Magnoliopsida; Malvales; Malvaceae. Gene Ontology annotation, biological process: protein phosphorylation.
AUGGCAAAUGAUCUUGGCUUAGCAUUUUACAUCACCAUAGGCUCCAUUGCCUUUAUCAUUUCAAAGAUAAUUCUGACAGUUCUCCUUUAUAAGCGAUGGAAAAGAAAGAAUAUGAUCUAUGAGGAUGGUUUCUCACGUGGGAAAAUGGUGAUGUUCAGGUCUCCAUUACUGCAGUCUCUAACAUCUGAUGUUUUCUUAAAGAAGACAUUGAAAUUGAGCAACAAAGACAUAAUUGGUGCUGGAGGAUAUGGUACGGUUUACAGGUUAACAAUAAAUGAAACCAUGGCCUUCGCUGUGAAAAAGCUAAAUAGAGGACCUCCAGAUAGAGACACAGGAUUUGAGAGAGAAUUGGAAGCAAUGGGGGAUAUCAAGCACCGCAACAUAGUAAACCUUCUUGGAUACUGCACCACCCCUUACUACAAUCUUCUUCUAUAUGAGCUAAUGCCUAAUGGAAGCUUAGAUGCUUUUCUUCAUGGAAAAGCAAGGGAAAGCAAGAUUUUGGAUUGGCCAACAAGAUAUAAAAUAGCAGUAGGUGCUGCAAGAGGAGUGGCAUACCUUCACCAUGAUUGUAUCCCUCAUAUAAUCCAUAGAGAUAUCAAGUCGAGCAAUAUAUUACUCGACCAGAACAUGGAGCCACGAGUCUCAGAUUUCGGGCUCGCAACAUUGAUGGAACCAGACAAGACUCAUGUUUCAACACUUGUUGCAGGGACCUUCGGAUAUUUGGCCCCAGAAUAUUUCGAUACAGGAAGAGCAACAGCAAAGGGCGAUGUUUACAGCUUUGGAGUUGUUUUGCUGGAGCUUUUAACAGGAAAGAAAGCAACGGAUGAAGCAUUUCUUGAAGAGGGAACAAAGCUUGUUACAUGGGUAAAGGGAGUUGUUGAAGAAAGGAGGGAAGAAUAUGUAGUUGACAAUAGCUUAGUUUCAUGUCCUGUGGAUGAGGUUAACAAAACAUUCAAUAUAGCAUUGAUGUGUCUUGAAACAGAUCCCUCCAAGAGGCCUACAAUGGCCGAGGUUGUUAAGAUGUUGGAGCAGAUAAAGUCAGACAAGCUGUAACUGAUUCUUAAUGUUGCUCUUGGUCUAAUCAUCAAGAUAAACUGCUGUACAGGCAACAUGUUCAUCAUGAUACUCUUUGUUUAUUCAAUAACCAUGAAAAAUGUAUAUGUGUGUUUACAAGUUCAGUGGAACUAAACAAAA